Messenger RNA from Cottoperca gobio, 2085 nucleotides. RefSeq names its product cholinergic receptor, muscarinic 3b (gene chrm3b). Gene Ontology annotation, biological process: G protein-coupled receptor signaling pathway, coupled to cyclic nucleotide second messenger; adenylate cyclase-inhibiting G protein-coupled acetylcholine receptor signaling pathway; chemical synaptic transmission. Bases 54 to 1655 code for a protein of 533 amino acids. Gene Ontology annotation, molecular function: G protein-coupled serotonin receptor activity; G protein-coupled acetylcholine receptor activity. NCBI's taxonomy places the organism in Eukaryota, Metazoa, Chordata, Actinopteri, Perciformes, Bovichtidae. The transcript is spliced from 4 exons. The record is from RefSeq and is a predicted model, not a curated record. Gene Ontology annotation, cellular component: dendrite; plasma membrane; synapse.
AUGUCUCACAACAAGGAAGAAACUUCACUGAUUCACCAGCUAACAGGACAUUAAUGCUGCCAGCAGAGGAUUUUGAUCCGUUAGGAGGACAUACAAUCUGGCAGGUCAUCAUAAUUGUCUUCCUCACUGGAUCACUUUCAUUUCUCACUGUUGUUGGCAACAUCCUAGUGAUGGUGUCAUUCAAGAUCAAUAAGGCACUGAAGACAGUAAACAACUACUACCUGCUUAGCCUAGCAUUUGCUGAUCUGACUAUUGGCACACUGUCAAUGAACCUGUAUACGACCUACAUCAUCAUGGGCCAGUGGGCUCUGGGGCCAGUGAUCUGUGACUUGUGGCUUGCAAUAGACUAUGUGGCCAGUAACGCCUCAGUCAUGAACCUGCUUGUUAUCAGCUUUGACAGGUAUUUCUCUGUUACUAGACCUUUGACAUACCGGGCCAAACGUACAACCAAGCGAGCCAUGACCAUGAUUGGAUUAGCCUGGUCAGUCUCUUUCAUUCUCUGGGCCCCAGCCAUCCUGUUCUGGCAGUACAUUGUGGGUGAGCGGACAGUCCAACCCAAUGAGUGCUACAUCCAGUUCCUGUCCGAGCCCAUCAUUACAUUUUGCACGGCCAUCGCUGCGUUCUACUUGCCAGUAACUAUUAUGGCAUUCCUGUUCUGGAAGAUAUAUCAGGAGACAGAGAAGCGUGUUAAAGAUAUGCAAGGUCUUAAGGCUGGGUCAGGCAACAAACCAAGCCAGGCCCAGAAUCAAGGGAGUGGGAGUGGAAGAACUGGUGGAGAAGGUGCAACUAACAGCCAGAAAGAUUCAUCAGCCAUGCUACGCCAAAGGAGCUCUCAAAGCUGCAGCAGCUAUGAACUAAAUCAGCUGGCUUUAGAGAAGAACAACAAGGACAAUGCCAGCAUAGCAGGAGGAACGGGAAGCAGAGGGAGGUGUAGCGCAUUCUGUUUCCAGUUUUCAUCACUACUGUCAGGUCGCCAUGCAUCCAAGGGGUCUGUCAACACUACGACAACUACAGUGGGUGAAGCAGAGCAGAGCAGCAGUGAAAGCCUUAACAACAAUGAAGUUGGUGGCUCUGGGGACCAGUCAGGUUCAGAGGAUGAAGCUGAAGGUGCAGACCCAUCAAAGCCUCCAACAGAUGGUAAGAAAUCUAAAAAGGUGAAAAACAACAAAGACAAACAAUCAUCAUCGUCCAACAAAAGUCAAAAAGGGUCACAAUCAAACGCUGUCACUUCAUCACCUGCCGACCAAUCACCCGCAGCCAUCACAAUGAAAGAUGCGGCGAUGGCCAAACGCUUCGCCUCCAAGGCCAAGACAGAGAUCAACAAGCGCAAGAAUGAAAAAAAGGCAAAUGAGAAGAAAGCAGCACGGACUCUCAGUGCCAUCCUCUUCGUCUUCAUCACAACGUGGUUACCAUACAAUAUCAUGGUGUUGGUCAACACCUUCUGUCAGGACUGUAUUCCAGAAACUCUUUGGGCACUGGGCUACUGGUUGUGUUACGUUAAUAGCACAAUCAAUCCCAUGUGCUACGCCCUGUGUAACAAGACCUUCCGCACAACUUUCAGGGAUAUUUUGAUGUGCCAGUGGAAUCAAAAGAAAAACAAACCUAACUUUCAUCAGAGAAAAGCCGUGGCUUUCAAGAAAAAAGACCCAAUAUAGAAUACAUUGGCAAAGUAUUUAUAGACUUGUGUUUAAAGAUGUAUUUCCUGAUCAAGAUUCAGAAUUGGUUUGCAGCAUACAAGCCUUCUAUUUCAGGGAAUACCUGCUGAACAGAAUUUUGCUUAGCAAAACAAAUUCUACAGGAAGUUUUGCUAAGCUAGCAGUGGACCAAAGGCUGGUCUGAUAGUCUGUCCAUAUUUGGAACUCAUGGAAUUCAUGGUCCCAGAGCAUAAUUGCUAAUAAUUUCGCUAAUUUAGAUAAUAGCUAAUCUUUUCACAUUGACCAGCGUUUUGGUCAAUGAAGCCGUCGCUCAGAAACUAAAGUUGGAUUUUCAUAAUUACGUUGCUUUUCGUACUAUCAGAAUCCAAUGAAAAGAUUAAAAUGUAAUUUACUAAAAAGAUUCCUGCCCACAGAAAAUAAACCAAAUGCU